AUUUUGGUAAAAAAAAAACAAGAUUAGUGUGUAGUCGUUUUGUUUUUUACUAAUUCCGAAAUCAAUUUAUUAGCGAAUGUUUCUAUCGCGAGUGAAAUAUAAUAUGUACUAGUUGACGCCCAAAUACUCUAUUAUUUCAGUGCUAUUCAACCAACGCCAUAGAAGCUUGAAUUUUGAAAUAAUUGAUAGUUUUCUAUCGGCCAAGCGGUCUCUCAUUAUUGCGAAUGUUCUAAGAAUUAUUCAUUCGCCAACUUAACACAACAGAAACACAGACAAUGCAAACGAUAAAGUGCGUAGUGGUCGGUGACGGAGCCGUUGGUAAAACAUGUUUGCUAAUUUCAUAUACAACAAACAAAUUUCCAUCUGAAUAUGUGCCGACGGUAUUUGAUAACUAUGCGGUGACAGUAAUGAUAGGCGGCGAGCCAUACACAUUAGGGUUAUUCGAUACAGCAGGUCAAGAAGAUUACGAUCGUCUGCGACCACUCAGUUAUCCACAAACGGAUGUGUUUUUGGUUUGUUUUUCUGUCGUCUCGCCAUCGUCUUUUGAAAACGUCAAAGAAAAAUGGGUUCCAGAAAUCACUCAUCAUUGUCAAAAAACACCAUUCUUAUUGGUCGGAACACAGAUUGAUUUGAGAGAAGAUGCGGCUACCAUUGAAAAAUUAGCUAAAAAUAAACAAAAACCAAUCACAUUCGAACAAGGAGAAAAAUUAGCGAAAGAAUUGAAAGCUGUUAAAUAUGUGGAAUGCUCUGCUCUUACGCAAAAAGGAUUGAAGAACGUAUUCGACGAAGCGAUCCUGGCAGCGUUGGAACCGCCGGAACCAGUCAAGAAAAGGAAAUGCGUGAUUUUAUAAGUGAUGAAAAUGAAAAUUAUUAUAAACAAAAACCUACAAACUUUAUAAUAGUAAUUUAUUAUUUGAAUUAUAUUACAAAACAACAGUAGCAAGUACGAAUAUGGCACAUUCAGGGAGCGAUGAUAUCUUCAACGACGAUCAAAAACGAUUUAAACCUAAGUAUCUCAGCAUUUGGCAUUCUACUCACGUCGUUUUUCUGCACCCUCCUCUCCUUUGACCUUUCUGACCAGUCGUUUGUUUCCGUUUCGCGUGAUUUUUUUGAAGCUGACGUCAUUUGGCCAUGAAUAAAAAACCAAUCUUGCGGUAUGAUUUUUUUAAAUGAUCGAAAAUUUGUUCACGCAUGCGCAAUUAGAUGGGUGACGUCGCUAGUCGAAAUUUUUUUCGAGUAUUUAAAAAACCCUGCGAACGAGUUAUGACGUCAGACGUUGUACUCGUUGUUGUAAAAAAAAAAAAAAAAAAAAAAAAAUGCAGUAUAUCAGCGUUCUAUGGAAUGACAAAUUUGUACGUACUCGUAAAUUAAUAUAUUAUUACCUAUACCUACCUACCGUAUGUACCAGCAGCGUCGUGAAGUCGUGAUACCUUUUAUUGAUGGAUGUUGAUCGAGAUUUUCCAAUUAUCACAUUUCUGGGGUUUUGUUUUGUUUUCUUCAUUCUCUGUAGUCAGCGUACUUUACACGUUUUAUCUAUACGAUAAUUUAUCAUUGUAUUCACGUAUCUGCGUUUAAUUUUCUUAUCUUUUUUUUCCCUUUUCUUUCUUUUCUAAAAUAUCUUUUAAGUUAUAACGUACUAUAUUUUAUAUAAAAUUAUUUACUGAAUUUUUAAUAGUACUAAUUUAAACGUUAUAAUACGCAUGUUGCGUGCAUAUAUUUUCUUGUUGAUAUAUUUUAGUCGUGUGCCACCAUCAGAGCGGCCAUUUAAAAAAUGGCUUAAUUACGCUGCGCGAUAUACUACGAGAAUAUGUCUCUUAUUCGUGACGAAUGUGAUGUUAUUAUGAGUAGAUAUCAGGCUGGUCGACGAUUCGUCGAGAUUAUCAAGUGUUUUUGGUCCAUUUUUGUGUAUUGAAGAGGCAGAUUUCGAGCUUUCGUACUUUUUUGAAGUAGCUUUUCGGAGUACAAAUCUAGAUACAGAUGGAUUAAUUUUUUAAUCGUAAAAUUCAUCAAUUAUUAGUUAUUUUAUGCAUUUUUGAUUUUUUUUUUUAAAAUCAACACGCAUACCUUCCGCUGUAAAUAAAUUCACCAAAAAUGAAUAUUUUAAAGUAAUAAUAAUUUGUUAAUUUCGUUCUGAUGAUUGAAACAUCAAUUCAUCUGUACUCAGAUUUGUAAUACACGAUGCUGCUUAGAAUAGUCACGAGUGUUUGAGAUUCAGGGUCCCAUUUUCAAGAUAUAAAAAUCAAUGGAAAAUACGCAUUAAUUGAUUUCGAUGUGUCUUAGACCUGCUUGAUAUCUACUUACAAGAGUAUACUACAACUUCAAGGCAAAGGCAUUUUUGUUCUUUUUUAAGCGUAUUUAGUACUAAUCAAAAAUUAUUAGCCAUAUUGUAGGGAUAAUCGUUUAUACUAUAUGAACAAAUUUCUUAUUUUUUUAAAUUUUUUGUAAAGUUUAUAAUGAAAAAAUAUAGUAUAAAUCGAAGAUCCGCGAAGUAGUGGUGAUGUUAGAGUGAUAUACACGCGCCUACUUUUUAUACGAAAGGUGCUGAUGUGGCCGGAUUUAAUUCAGGGAUUUGUGUUUGUAGAAGAGAGGGUAAACCGUACUCUGUUUUAAUCGGACCUUCUCCCCCUGAAGAGGGUUUUAAUUCCAAUGUUUUUAUUCUGUGCAUGUGUACUUUUAUACUUUUCUAAUAUAGGUACUUUUGUACAUUAUAUACCUACUUUUAACACGAUUUUCAAAGUGCGGUUGAAUAUACAUAUAAAUAUGAAAAAAAGUAUGUGACUUUAAUAUUUUCUAAUGUAAGAACUGUAAAAUUUUGUAUUUCUUUGUUACUAAUUUAAAUAUAUAUUUAUAGUAAAAUGAUUCAAAAAAUAGAAAAUUUUCCAUGAUUUAA
This is a messenger RNA of Planococcus citri (citrus mealybug), 2890 nucleotides long. It is a transcript of the gene Cdc42, whose product is annotated as Cell division cycle 42. Gene Ontology annotation, molecular function: protein kinase binding; GTP binding; GTPase activity. Bases 276 to 851 code for a protein of 191 amino acids. NCBI's taxonomy places the organism in Eukaryota, Metazoa, Arthropoda, Insecta, Hemiptera, Pseudococcidae. The record is from RefSeq and is a predicted model, not a curated record. The transcript is spliced from 6 exons. Gene Ontology annotation, biological process: establishment or maintenance of cell polarity; endocytosis; Cdc42 protein signal transduction.